This is a messenger RNA of Pundamilia nyererei, 2139 nucleotides long. RefSeq names its product carbonyl reductase [NADPH] 1-like. Gene Ontology annotation, molecular function: carbonyl reductase (NADPH) activity. Lineage: Eukaryota; Metazoa; Chordata; Actinopteri; Cichliformes; Cichlidae. Bases 86 to 913 code for a protein of 275 amino acids. The record is from RefSeq and is a predicted model, not a curated record. The transcript has 7 exons.
UGUUUUUUUUACGGUCGUACAUUUUCACGUGCAGCGCUUUUUGUCCUCUCUGCAGCCUCAUUCAGGACCAAACCCCAGCUUCAACAUGCCAACCCGAGUUGCCGUGGUAACUGGAAGUAACAAGGGCAUCGGUCUGGCCACUGUCCGAGCGCUCUGCAAGCAGUUUGAAGGAGACGUUUACCUCACUGCCAGAAAUGUAGGCCGUGGUGAGGCAGCGGUGAAGGCUCUGAACUCAGAGGGACUGAAGCCCCUGUUUCACCAGCUGGACAUCGACGAUCUGAACAGCAUCAAAACCACUGCUGAGUUCUUCAAACAGAAAUACGGAGGAGUGGACGUCCUCAUCAAUAACGCUGCGAUAGCUUUCAAAGUGGCAGACACGACUCCGUUUGGCAUCCAGGCGGAGGUGACCCUCAAGACAAACUUCUUCUCCACCAGAAACAUGUGGACUGUCUUCAAUGAGAUCAUCAAACCUGGAGGUCGUGUGGUGAACGUCUCCAGCAUGAACUGCGUCAGUGGUUUGAAGAAGUGCAACUUGGACCUCCAGCAGCGUUUCCGCAACGAGAACAUCACAGAGGAGGAGCUGGUGGAACUGAUGCAACGAUUUGUCAAUGAGGCCAAGAAAGGCGAACAUAAAGAGCGUGGCUGGCCUGACGGGGCCUAUACAGUGUCUAAAAUUGGAUUGACCGUGCUGUCCGUGAUUCAUGCUCGUCGUCUGACCAAGGAGAGACCGAAUGACGGGAUCCUUUUGAACGCCUGCUGCCCAGGAUGGGUGCGCACUGACAUGGCUGGACCAACUGCUCCCAAGUCACCAGACGAGGGCGCUGUCACACCGGUCUACCUGGCUUUGCUGCCAUCUGGAGCCAAAGAGCCUCAUGGAAUGUAUCUCUCGGACAAGGAAGUCCAGCCGUGGUGAAAGAGAGUUUAACAUGAAAAAUAAUUUGCAAAGAAAGUUUGUCUCUGAAAAGACUGUUCAGAAGUGGUGAUGAGCGUGUGAGACUCGCAGUGUUUCCACAUCAGCGAUAACAAAAUGGGGUGAAAUCGAAACUGUGAAACAUUUAAAGAAUGAAAGUCACCCAACAACAAAAAAACUAACAUAAACUGACAUUGCUAAAGCUCAGGGAUGGUUUUUUUAGGACAGAGUUUAACUCUUAUCCAAAUAUUUUGAUAAUAAAACCAAAAUUGUUCAUUUUAUUCUCAGUGUGAUGGACCGAGCAGUGAAGGAAACUUAGGCACAGGUUAAAGUCCAAAAAAAUGAUUUUUUAUUUAACCCAAAAAACAUAAUUGGUUAACUCAUGCAAAAAGAAUCAAAAUCUUGGGCCCAUAAAAGAGGUCAAACUAACAAAAACUCUACUCAAAGUUGACAACACUACUGAUAACUCAAACAAACUGACCUAACUUAAUGAGACAAAGGGGAAACUUAAAUAGUGGCUGAUCAGCCCACAAAAACAGGAGAAGGGGUAAAACACACAAAACCUAACUAAACCAAACAUAAUGAACUCCAAUUCCUCCCCAUGGUCCUGAGUUAUGGCGUGAACCAAUUUGUAGUCUUCCUUUAAAGCUCACUCCGCCCCUUUUCCACCUCUUGGCUCCUUAAUCAAGGGACUGGAACAGCUGUAACUAAGGUAACUCAGAAAACAAAAAAUCAAUCAUACAUAACAGUGUAAACUAAAACGUGCGCACUUAUUUUAGAAUGCAGUGUUAUGUGGAUAUGUGAAUUAACUCUAAACCAAAACCAGUUAUUGUCCUGUAAAUAAAUUCCUAUAUUUAAAGAAAGAAAAGUGAAUGCAAGGUUACUUAUAAGCCUCUACACUAACAUGGUGAUAUUACCACUGUGUGGCUGUAAGUGCAGCCAUCACACUCAGUAACAGUACAGUACUGUGUUAUGUGUGUGUCUGCUAGCUGGAAUGAAUCAAAAUGAAAGUGAAUCCGUGAAAUGUCGAAUUGUCGGCAAAGCCUUCAGUACAUAACAUUUUCAUAUCUUUGACAUCAUAAACUUGCAUUAACUGGAUGAAGCUAAUUGUUCAGAAUUACUAGAAAAUGUGUUUGUUUUAUACAAAAUGCUGUUUUUUUUUGUGUUUUUUAAAAUAAAACAUGUGGAUCUCCAGUCAAAAUACCAAAUAAAGUGACUUCAAAACAUAA